AUGGGCAUUCUCUUCGCGGCACUUGGUCUUCUUGCUGGGACGGCGUCCGCCUUGGACUAUACUGAGCCUUACCGUCCCCAGUACCAUUUCUCCCCGAGCAAGAAUUGGAUGAAUGACCCCAGCGGACUUUUAUAUCAUGAUGGGACAUAUCAUCUGUUUUUCCAAUAUAAUCCCGCAAGUGCAGUAUGGGGAAAUAUGUCAUGGGGCCAUGCGACAAGUAAAGACUUGACGCACUGGGACGAGCGUCCCGUUGCUCUGCUUGCACGCGGAUACCCCGACACAGUCACCGAGAUGUACUUCACUGGGAGUGCAGUCGCAGAUGUGAACAAUACAAGUGGCUUCGGAGUCGAUGGGAAGGUCCCAUUAGUCGCGAUGUAUACUUCCAUGUAUCCCAUUGAACAAGACCUACCUAGUGGCAAAAAUGUGCGUGAAGAACAACAAUCCCAAUCAAUUGCCUAUAGUCUGGACGAAGGCGAGACCUGGACAACAUAUGACGCCGAAAACCCCGUCAUUCAUAACCCACCAGCUGGGUAUGAAGAAGAAUUCAAGAAUUUCCGCGAUCCAUUCGUUUUCUGGCAUGACGACACCCAAAAAUGGAUCGCGGUCACUGCGUUGGCGUCAAUCCACAAACUCGCGAUCUGGAGUUCCGACAAUUUGAAACAGUGGUCUCUUCUCAGCGAAUUCGGUCCCUACAACGCUGUCGGUGGUGUAUGGGAGUGUCCUAAUCUCUUCCAACUCCCCGUCCAGGAUGAGCCUGCGACCAAGAAAUGGGUUAUGGUCUUGGGAUUGAACCCCGGUGGGCCACCUGGUACGGUCGGCUCGGGCACGCAGUACUUCAUUGGCGAUUUCGAUGGAACGACUUUCAAGGCCGAUGACAAUAGCGUGUAUCCAGGGAAUGGGACCUCCAAUUGGAUGGAUUGGGGUCCUGACUUCUAUGCUGCUGCCAGUUACAACGGACUUCCCAAGGGAGACGUUGUUCAAAUCGCUUGGAUGAACAACUGGCAAUACGGCGCCGAGAUCCCAACAGACCCCUGGCGCAGCGCUAUGUCGGUUCCCCGUCAGCUAUCUCUGAAGAAUAUCGAUGGAAAAAUCACUCUUCUCCAGCAGCCGCAAGACAGUUGGCAAAGCGUGGCCGACCGCAAGAGCUCGCACCAAUCCUGGGAGUCAGUUCCAGAAGGAUCAACUAGCCUUGAAUCCCCGGGCAAGGCAUUCAAGAUUGACCUUAGCUUUGAACAUCAUAAUUCCGAUGAUUCUCGAGCAUCUGCAUUUGCAAUCUCCGUGCGGGCAAAUUCUGCCUUCGACCAAGAGACUCUCAUCGGAUACAACUUCACAAGCAAGGAGGUGUUUGUAGAUCGACAAAGAUCAGGCGACGUCUCUUUUGACGACACUUUCGCAAGCUUGUACCACGCACCCCUGAAAGCUGGUGCGGAUGGACGUGUUACCUUGCAAGCCUUUGUUGAUUGGUCGAGUGUCGAGGUCUUGGGUGGUCAAGGGGAGGUCGCUUUGACAGCGCAGAUAUUCCCUGACCAAGAUGCGACUGAAGCGCGCCUUGUGUCGGUGGAUGGAGUGACUCAGGAUGUUAAGCUUGAGAUACAGGCGCUGGAUUCAGCGUGGCAUUAG
This is a messenger RNA of Penicillium salamii, 1620 nucleotides long. The record is from the annotation of a GenBank genome assembly. NCBI's taxonomy places the organism in Eukaryota, Fungi, Ascomycota, Eurotiomycetes, Eurotiales, Aspergillaceae.